Cucurbita pepo subsp. pepo (vegetable marrow) is the source of this 1431-nucleotide messenger RNA. Its product is annotated as porphyromonas-type peptidyl-arginine deiminase family protein. The record is from RefSeq and is a predicted model, not a curated record. Gene Ontology annotation, molecular function: protein-arginine deiminase activity; agmatine deiminase activity. Gene Ontology annotation, biological process: putrescine biosynthetic process. Lineage: Eukaryota; Viridiplantae; Streptophyta; Magnoliopsida; Cucurbitales; Cucurbitaceae.
CCUCCAUUUCUCUCUCUUCGUGAAUAUCAAAAACCUCUGGCAGUUCGGUGGUGAUAUUCGUGCGUACCUUUUCUUCUCUCGCCUGCUAAAUCUUGAUCCUCAAUUUUUCGAGCUCAUUUGCAGUUGUUGGAGACCAGAGGAGGUAAAGGAGCAGGUUGCUGCCAUGGAUUUGGAAGGCAGUCCUUCUCUUCUUAAAUUUCAUAUGCCAGCUGAGUGGGAACCGCACUCCCAGUGUUGGAUGGGCUGGCCUGAACGGCCUGAUAAUUGGAGGGAUAAUGCAGUACAUGCACAACGUGUAUUUGCGAAGGUGGCGUCUGCAAUCUCAAAGUUCGAAUGUGUGACUGUCUGUGCUAGUGCCUCCCAGUGGGAAAAUGCGCGCAGUCAGCUACCCGCAAAUAUCAGGGUUGUUGAACUAGGAAUGAAUGACUGCUGGUUCCGUGAUACUGGACCCACUUUUGUUGUAAGGAAAAGAAUCUCAAAUUCUGGUACUUCAGUGGAAUCUGUUGCAGGAAUUGAUUGGAACUUCAAUAGUUGGGGAGGUGUUGAGGAUGGUUGUUACACUGAUUGGAGUCUUGAUCUUCAGGUUGCUUGGAAGAUCCUGAAUAUUGAGAAGCUUCCUAGAUUUUUGAACAAAAUUAUUCUUGAAGGUGGAAGCAUCCAUGUAGAUGGGGAAGGAACUUGCCUUACCACAGAGGAGUGCCUCUUGAAUAAAAAUAGAAAUCCACAUUUGUCAAAGGGUCAGAUAGAGGAUAUACUUGAGGAUUAUCUUGGGGUCAAAAAGAUCAUUUGGCUGCCUCGCGGACUAUAUGGCGAUGAUGAUACAAAUGGUCAUAUUGAUAAUAUGUGCUGUUUCGUUAAGCCUGGAAUGGUUCUGUUGUCCUGGACUGAUGAUCAGACAGAUCCCCAGUAUGAACGGGCUAUAGAAGCAUUGUCUGUUCUCUCAAAAGCUACCGAUGCCAAAGGUAGGAAAUUGGAAAUAGUAAAACUCCAUGUGCCAGACCCACUUUAUUUGACAGAUGAAGAGGCUGCAGGAAUUUUCCAGGAUGGUGAUGCUAAAGCAAGACCUUCCGGUACGAGACUGGCUGCCUCUUAUGUAAACUUCUACAUUGCCAAUGGAGCAGUUAUUGCACCUCAAUUUGGGGAUCAGAAGUGGGAUGACGAAGCUGUCCGUGUCCUAGCCAGAGCAUUUCCAAAUCACCAAAUCGUUGGAAUUGAAGGUGCCAGAGAGAUUGUUUUGGGAGGUGGAAAUAUACACUGCAUUACUCAACAGCAGCCAGCAAUAACUUCUGCACCUCUAAAACCAGAGUGAACCAUUUGGUUUAAGCCAGCAAACACUGGCAUGAACGGUGAGAGGAACAAUAGGUACAUGUACCAAUACCCAUUGGGACUAAAGGGGUUUAUGUCGGCGAACGCCGGGAGUUCUUUGGGGAA